Molecule: messenger RNA, 4140 nt
Organism: Oryzias melastigma (Indian medaka)
Lineage: Eukaryota; Metazoa; Chordata; Actinopteri; Beloniformes; Adrianichthyidae
Gene: edem3
Product: ER degradation enhancer, mannosidase alpha-like 3
Exons: 21
Coding region: 747-3407 (886 amino acids)
Biological process (GO): mannose trimming involved in glycoprotein ERAD pathway; endoplasmic reticulum mannose trimming; carbohydrate metabolic process
Cellular component (GO): membrane; endoplasmic reticulum
Molecular function (GO): mannosyl-oligosaccharide 1,2-alpha-mannosidase activity; calcium ion binding
Source: RefSeq, a predicted model, not a curated record
GGUAAGCAAGCUAGCUUCCGGGCGAAGCAGCGAUAUAAGAGUAGAUAGAGUAGUAUAUUUCACUUAAAAACUGCCUCGACAUAAAAGUUAGUACGCCGAAGUUUAUUCUUCGGGAAUAAAAACAUUUUGUUUUGUUUUAGUUUCGUUUCGCGGUUGUUUCUAGUCGCUAGCUUCGGGGAUUAGCAUUUUUAGCUAAUUAAAUCCCGACUAGUGUCUGCUACCUCUGCGAGCAGAUGACGAGAGAUAACAGUCGAGGAAGGAAAUUAUUAACUAAUGUUUAGAACGGCUGAAAAUGAAAGCAGCCUCGGAGUUGUGUUCGUCUGGUUCUGCUGUGAGAACAUGAGAGGUUCCGUUGCGUUGGAGUAAACCCAUAAGGCGGUUCGGCGCCGGGUUCAGUCCAGACCUCACCGGGACGGAAACGUUGCGGCGUGUUUGAUGGAGCGGACCGGAAUCAUGACAUGAGGACGGACGUCAGCAGCUCCACGGCUCGGGAACUGGGGCGACAUUGGACCCGCACGCGGGACGCGGAACCGCUCGCGCUGUUUUGGACAUGUGUGGAUUCUUGGGACGAGAUUCUGUGUGACAGUUCGGCGGAGGUUCGGCCGUUUCCAGACUGGAGUUGUCUCCUGUAACCGGAUGGUGUCUGCUCGUAGCAGCUGUCGGCUUUGGGCUGUGCUCCAGUGUACAUAUUUACAGAGCGACCGGCCGGGGAUCGAACUAUAGUUGAGUUUGGGAUCUUCCACACGAUGGCAGUCGGCUUGUUGCUGCUCCUGACGGCUUUGUGCGGCCUCGGACAGGCCAUGACUCCGGAGGAGAAGCAGAGGCUGAGGAACCAGGUGGUGGAGAUGUUUGACCACGCCUACCAGAACUACAUGGACCACGCUUACCCGGCAGACGAGUUGAUGCCCCUCACCUGCAGAGGUAGAGUUCGUGGUCGUGAACCCAGUCGAGGAGAUGUGGACGACGCUCUUGGCAAGUUCUCUCUGACCCUCAUCGACACUUUGGACACUUUGGUCCUCCUGAAUAAGACGACUGAGUUCGAGGCGGCGGUGAGGCGCGUCCUGUCAGACGUGCGGCUGGACAACGACAUCGUGGUUUCUGUCUUUGAAACCAACAUCCGAGUCCUGGGAGGCCUGCUGGGGGGUCACUCCAUGGCCGUGAUGCUGAAGGAAGGCGGGCAGCACAUGCAGUGGUACCAGGACGAGCUCCUGCACAUGGCCAAAGACCUGGGGCUCCGCCUCCUGCCGGCGUUCAACACGAGCAGCGGCCUGCCGUAUCCCAGGGUCAACCUGAGGCACGGCGUGAGGGGUCCCGAGACGCGGACGGGCACAGAGACGGACACCUGCACGGCGUGCGCCGGAACCAUCAUCCUGGAGUUCGCCGCUCUCAGUCGCUUCACGGGAGACUCCAUAUUUGAGACUCACGCCAGGAGAGCCAUGGACUUCCUGUGGGAGAAGAGGCAGAGAAACAGCAACCUGGUGGGAACCACCAUCAACAUCCACUCGGGAGAGUGGGUCAGAAGAGACAGCGGAGUGGGAGCGGGAAUCGACUCGUACUACGAAUACCUGCUGAAGGCCUACGUGCUCCUGGGAGACGACCUGUUUCUGCAGCGCUUCAAUAUUCAUUACGCGUCCAUCAUGAAGUACAUCAGCCAGCCUCCUCUGCUGCUGGACGUCCACAUCCACAAACCGCUGCUUCCCGCUCGGACCUGGAUGGAUUCUCUGCUGGCGUUCUUCCCCGGCCUGCAGGUGUUGAAGGGAGACAUCCGACCUGCUAUCGAGACUCACGAGAUGUUAUAUCAAGUCACCAAGAAGCACAACUUCCUCCCCGAGGCCUUCACCACGGAUUUCAGGGUUCACUGGGCUCAGCACCCCCUGAGGCCUGAGUUUGCAGAGAGCACCUACUUCCUUUUUAAGGCCACCGGAGACCCGUACUACCUGGAGGCGGGUCGCACCAUCCUGGACAACCUGAACCGCUUCGCUCGUGUCCCCUGUGGCUUUGCCGCCAUGAAAGACGUUCGCACCGGGAGCCAUGAGGACCGAAUGGACUCCUUCUUCCUGGCUGAGAUGUUCAAGUACCUCUUCCUGCUGUUUGCUGAGCCUCAGGAUCUUCCCUUUGACGUGGAGGAUUACAUCUUCACCACGGAGGCCCACCUGCUGCCUCUGUCUCUGUCCACAGCGCCGCUCUCCUCCGCCGCCGCCUCCAACAGAACGUCGGAGGAGGAGCUCGACGACUCCAACUUUGACUGGACGUGUCCAAACACGCGCCUCCUGUUUCCUGACCCCGCCUUCCCUCGCAACCUGAGAGAACCCAUCCGCAGUGCCAUCGACAAGAGCUGCCCUCGCCCCGCCCCUCACCGGGAGCCGGGAAUGGGCCGUCCUCCUCUCAGAGCUCAGGACUUCAUGGCCAACAACCCCGAACACCUGGAGCUGCUGAGGAGGAUGGGGGUCAGCCUGAUCCACCUGAAGGACGGCCGAGUGCAGCUGGUGCAGCAUGCUUCACAGGCGGUGAGCUCCGUGGCAGCAGAGGACGGAGUUCGUUUCAUGCAGGAGAUGAUGGAGCUGUCCAGCCAGCAGCAGAAGGAGCAGCUUCCUCCCAGAGCCAUCCAGAUCAUCUCACACCCGUUCUUCGGCCGGGUGGUUCUGACCGCAGGCCCGGCUCAGUUUGGCACCGACCUGUCCAAAAGCGCCACCGGGGUACGAGGCUUCAUCACCGUGGCGGAGCCUUACAGCGGCUGCUCGGACAUCACCAACGCCGAGUACGUCCAGGGCCACAUCGCUCUCCUGCAGAGAGGCCAGUGCAUGUUCGCGGAGAAGGCCCGGCACAUCCAGAAGGCCGGCGCCAUUGGAGGCAUCGUCAUCGAUGACAACGAGGGCAGCAGCAGCGACACGGCGCCCCUCUUUCAGAUGGCCGGAGACGGGCGCAGCACGGAUGACAUCACCAUGCCGCUGCUGUUCCUGUUCCACAAGGAGGGGAACAUCCUGCUGGAGGCGCUGAAGGAGUACCGGCAGGUGGAGGUGCUGCUGAGCGACAAAGCCAGGGACAGAGACGCCAUAUUCAAAGGUAAACCUCUUCCUGGCAGUCUGAUGGAGGGCAGUGCGGAUGUGAAAGACACAGAGGAGGACUGUCAAAGUGAAGCCACAAGCCCCGCCCCCUCCGAACCUGCUGGUGAGACGAGCUCAGCGGAGCCGGAGGAAGGUUCGUCUGCGCAGGCGGAAGACAGUCGUCCUGCAGAGGAAACAAGUCCUGCAGACCCACCGGCUGACCCGGCUCAGCCCAAAGACCACAGGGACUCCAACGCGCCUGAAAGUGGGCGGGACUCGAGCAGCCAGUCGGUGGAUGAACUGCUUGCCGAUUGGCAGGAAGACCUGGAGGCAUUUAAGCAGAUGGAGAAGGACGAGCUCUGACAGCCCCGGGACGGUGGGUUUACCCCGCUGGGAGGACAGAACUGGAACAGAUGUGUUUUCCCAUAAUUCCAUUCUGCAUUUGGUGAGUGUGGCAUUGCUGAUGGGAAGCUGUUUUCUUCCAGAGGAGCAGAAGAAGCCAACAUACCUGCAUCCCCGGGACCUGAAGUUGUCCUUGCAGUGCAUAGGAUGGAUGAGAGACCCGGAGUAUGAACGGGCCUCCUCGUACACUUCCUGUUUCCUCUCAUUCAUACCAAACUCAUGAGGACGCUUACGUUCUGGUCAUUUCUGAAUUCUGUUUUUCCUUCGGAGAUCACAUUCUUUCUCUCUGAUUAAUUCAUUGAUCAACUGAUUUAGCUAAAAUGCAUCGAUCGUUUGUGAGGAUAAAUUUAGUAUUUUAAUGGUUUGGGAACUGCUGGUAUGUAAACAAUGAGAUUCAGGUGGGUCGCUCUUUAGGGAUUUAUUGAACAAAAUAUCAUUUUCCUGGAAAAAAUGAAUUUAUUUGGAAGAUGUAUGGAAAAUAAAUGUAUAUAUGUAUAUGUACAGACAUGUGAUUUGAGGAUAAAGUGCUUUUUGCUCAGGUUCUGGUUCCUACAUCAAGCAGGUUUUGGACCACACGGAUGCUGACACUUCCUGCUGCCGCCACACGGGGGCGGUGUAUGACCUGUUUAUGAUGCUAACCUGUAACAAAGUCAACAAGUUUACAGAAUGAGAAUCAAUAAAGUUUUAAAAAAGA